Molecule: messenger RNA, 1158 nt
Organism: Monascus purpureus
Lineage: Eukaryota; Fungi; Ascomycota; Eurotiomycetes; Eurotiales; Aspergillaceae
Source: the annotation of a GenBank genome assembly
AUGUUCCCAGGAAAGGGAAAGGCCUUGUUGCAACCAGAAGCAUUCCGCAGGGACGAGAAAUGCCACAGGAUCACUUCCAAACUUCUCCAAGACAAUGAUUUGAGAGGCAUAUUUCUCCUGGAUUGGGCCAAGGUUGACAACCGUAUUAGCUUUCCUCUCUCUAUAAAUGCUGGCGGUUCAGCAACAAUCACUAAAAACGCAGAAGAGGCUACGAAUGUCAGCAAUGAUCUCAUUCAACCGGCUAAAAGCCUAUACACUGUCAGGUCAAUAGCAGGAAAAGGAAAGGGCCUAGUUGCGGCAGAGAGGAUAGUUAAAGGGACGCGUCUAUUAUCGGAAGCUCCAAUCUUCAGGGUACCUCGAGGCAUUUCCAACAUAAAAACACUAGAAGGUGUCGUUGAAAAUGAAGUGCAGCGCCUCACUACUGGUCAAAAAGCUGCAUUCUUCGACCUCACUAAUAUUUAUGGCGAUGAUCAUAGCGAGUCCCUUGGCAUUGCUCGAACCAAUGUUCUUCCUCUGGUAGGCUCUGAUGAUGCAUCUGGUGGCUUAUUCCUGGAUGCAUCCCGAAUCAACCAUUCCUGCAGACACAAUGCCCAUAAUACCUGGAAUGAGAAUAUCGGCGAGCUUACUGUCCACGCCCUUCGAGAUAUUGAUCCAGGACAAGGAAUAACCAUUUCAUACCUCCCUAGUACAUCCGAGUUUGCAGAGCGGCAACGCCACCUGAAAGAAAAGUUCAAGUUCAAAUGCAAAUGCGAGCUCUGCUCGCUGCCGGUUGUUAAGCGUGAACUGAGCGACAAGCGGCUCACGAACAUUCAGGGCAUUGACAGGUUCAUUGGGGCAGCCCUUUUAGAUGGCGUGGACCCAGUGGCGGCGCUGAAUAUCUUACGCAUGAUGUUUGAUCUUUUUGAGGAGGAAGAUAUUUGGGAUGGCAGAGUUGCUCGAGCUUACAAGGACGCAUUCGAUAUUGCUAUGGAAAAUGAUGAUGCGCCUAGAGCGCGGAUCUUUGCGACAAGGGCGUACGAGGCGUGGUGUUUGAUUGAGGGGGAGGACAGCAUUACAACAAUAAAGAUGAAGCGCGCCGCCGACCAGCUUUCCGCGCAACCGCCAGAGGGGCUGGAUAAGGCUAAGUUUGAAAAUUGGCUUUGGAUGGUGGAGUUUUGA